Messenger RNA from Racocetra persica, 282 nucleotides. The record is from the annotation of a GenBank genome assembly. NCBI's taxonomy places the organism in Eukaryota, Fungi, Glomeromycota, Glomeromycetes, Diversisporales, Gigasporaceae.
AAUUGGCCUGGUCAUGAAUCGCGAUACUACAUUAUUGGCCAGAGAUAUAGAAGCAGAAGGCAAAAAUUUUGAUGUAUCAUCCUUGAAAAGGCCUAGGUAUGACCAGCAAUAUUCCAAUUGGGCAGAUAUUUCAUGGUAUGAUGGCAGAGAAGCUUCAAGGGCACUAACUGCAUGUAUGGAGCCAUGCCUACAGUCAGUAAUCCAAUCUGUUGAGACUAUUCCCCCUAAAAGUAACACACUGUCACCUGAUGAAAUUAAAAUAAUUGCACAGCUAGACACUAA